Messenger RNA from Cladophialophora immunda, 2547 nucleotides. RefSeq lists its product as uncharacterized. The record is from RefSeq and is a predicted model, not a curated record. The transcript has a single exon. Bases 1 to 2547 code for a protein of 848 amino acids. Gene Ontology annotation, molecular function: protein binding. Lineage: Eukaryota; Fungi; Ascomycota; Eurotiomycetes; Chaetothyriales; Herpotrichiellaceae.
AUGCGUCUUCUUAACACUACUACGCAUAAGCUCGAGGAAUUCGGAGGUAGCAAGAUCCCGCUAUACGCGAUCCUUUCACAUACAUGGGGACAAAAUGAAAUUACAUUUCAGGAUAUCAAAGGCGCUAACGUAAUGAAACGGCUGGGCUAUAAGAAAAGGGGUUAUGAAAAGGUGAGGAGGACUUGCACUAUGGCUGCGGCCGAUGGGUUCGAUUAUGUUUGGAUCGACACUUGCUGCAUUGACAAAACAAGUAGCGCUGAGCUCUCUGAAGCAAUCAACUCUAUGUACCGUUGGUACCAGGAAUCAGUCGUGUGCUACGCCUAUCUUGCCGAUGUAUCAUCAUCGAACACCCUCAAUCACCGCUCUGGCAAAGAAUCUGAAUUCUCAAGAAGUAAAUGGUUUACUAGAGGAUGGACCCUUCAGGAGCUUAUCGCUCCUCCAGUGGUGAUAUUCCUUAACCAGGAAUGGAAAGAAAUUGGAACCAAGUCAAGCCUACAAGAGUCGAUAUUGGCGAUCACCGGUAUACCUGCCAAUAUUCUCCUUAGGGGGGACCUCGAAUGUGCUAGUGUCGCCCAAAAAAUGUCAUGGGCUUCGAAGAGGGAGACAACGAGAGUUGAGGACCUUGCGUAUUGCUUAAUGGGCAUAUUUGGCAUUAAUAUGCCUCUACUCUACGGGGAGGGAAAGAGAGCAUUUAUAAGGCUUCAAGAAGAAAUUAUGAAGGUUUCGGAUGACCAUAGCCUCUUUGCGUGGGAAUCAUCCUGGGAUUCUGGCGGUCUUCUUGCAACUUCCCCAGCGGCGUUCUCCAAGUCCAGCGAAAUCAUCCCAGCCAACCCUUUAAGCGGUGCCAUAGCCGUGAACAACAAAGGAAUUCAUUUAAUACUCCGGAUUACGGAUACAACGGAUGAUCAAGGAAAUAUACUUGCCAUCCUUCCAUGUACAAAGAAGGGGAAACAAAUCGGAAUCUCCAUGAGAGCGAUGUCGGAGACAGGGGAAUAUUUUAUGAGGACAGAGAAUAGUGAACUCCAACUAUUCGAUCCGGAUGAUUACAGUCAACUAGGACAUCGCGAGAGAAGUAUAUGCCUUAGGCAGGAGCAUCCGACACGUAAGAAUCUGUCGCCACUACCGGAGGCGGCUGCGCACGGGAACGAAACAGUCGUGAAGCUGCUACUGAGGAAGAGUAUUGAGUUAGAGUCAAAGGAUAGAUAUGGUCAGACGCCGCUAUCGAGAGCUGCAGAGAAUGGGCACGAGAUGGUGGUGAAGCUACUACUUGAGAAGGGCGCUGAUCUGGAGUCCAAGGACCAAAUUGGUCGAACGCCGCUGUCAUGGGCGGUGGAGAAUAGGCACGAGGCGGUGGUGAAGCUGCUGCGUGAGAAGGGCGCUGAUCUGAAUUCUAUGGAGAGACUUAGUGAUCGGACGACAUUAUCAUGGGCCGCUGAGAAUGGGCACGAGGCGAUGGUUAAACAACUACUCGAGAAGGGUGCCGACCUAGAGUCUAAAGACACUAAGUAUAGCCGGACACCGCUGUCGUGGGCUGCAGGGAACGGGCACGAGGCGGUGGCAAAGCUACUACUCGAGAAGGGUGCCGACCUAGAGUCUAAAGAUAUUAAGUAUGGCCGGACACCGCUGUCGUGGGCUGUAGGGAACGGACACGAGGUAGUGGUGAAGCUACUGCUCGAGGUGGGCGCCGAUCCAGAGUCUAAAGACACUGAGUUUGGCCGGACACCGCUAUCGUGGGCGGCAGAGGACGGGCACGAGGCAGUGGUGAAGCUGCUACUUGAGAAUGGUGCUGACCCGGAGUCUAAAGAUACUAGGCUUGGCCAGAUACCGCUAUUAUGGGCUGCAGGGAACGGGCACGAGGUAGUGGUGGAGCUGCUACUCGAGAAGGGUGCCGAUCUGGAGUCUAAAGAUACUAGGCUUGGCCGGACAUCGCUAUCGCAGGCUGCAGGGAACGGGCACGAGGUGGUGGUGAAGCUGCUGCUCGAGAAGGGUGCCGACCUAGAGUCUAAAGACACUAAGCUCGGCCAGACACCGCUAUCGCGGGCGGCAGAGAACGGGCACGAGGUAGUGGUAAAGCUGCUACUCGAGAAGGGCGCCGACCCGGAGUCUAAAGACAUAUGGCUUGGCCAGACACCGCUAUUACACGCGGCAGGGAACGGGCACGGGGUAGUAGUGAAGCUACUACUUGAGGCGGGCGUCGAUCUGGAGUCUAAAGACAUUAGGCUUGGUAAGACACCGCUAUCGCGGGCGGCAGAGAACGGGCAAGAGGCAGUGGUAAAGCUGCUACUCGAGAAGGGCGCCGACCUGGAGUCUAAAGACACUAAGUAUAGCCGGACACCGCUGUCGUGGGCUGCAGAGAACGGGCACGAGACGGUGGUGAAGUUACUACUCGAGGCGGGCGCCGACGUUGGCCAGACACAGCUGUCGCGGGCGGCAAGGAACAGGCAGGAGUCUAAAGGCACAGGGCUUAGGCGGACAUCGCGGCCACGGGCGGCAAGGCACGGCCAUAAGACGGUGAUAAUGAAGCUGCUACAGUCAGGUCGUAUUUAG